UACACGUCCUGCUCUUAUCACCUCCACAGGAAGACGUCAAGCAUAAUUGCUCGAAGUGUGUCGAUUUUGGGGGUGGGGGGUUAAUUUUUCACUUUCAGUAAACUUGAAGAUGAUUGAAGAGGCCCUUUUUAGCUCUGGGUGUAGAUAUUCUCUUGCUUCGUGCUGCUUUUAUUUGUGCGGGGUUUGAAAAAGAAGACCGGCUCGCGUUUCAAGUUCAAGCAGCUGAUAUUGUGCAGUGCAGUCAUAGGUCAAGGUUGUGAACGUGAACUAACCUUUAACCUCUUCUUUGACCGACAGUCGGUCAUGAUGGAUUUCACCGGGAAUAGGUGACAACGUUGAACUUCAGUUUUCUAUUCUCACGUCCGGCGUGGUGCACUCCGAAAGCUGUCCAGAAACAAGAAGCACUGACUGCAUUGUUUACUAGCGCCACCUCACUAUGGCUCAAGUGGACAAGACCAAGCGCAUCGGCCGAUGGUAUUUUGGAGGCAUUGCCAGUGCCAUGGCAGCUUGCUGCACACAUCCUCUUGAUCUACUGAAGGUGCAUCUUCAAACACAACAAGGGGGCAAGAUCGGUUUGUUACAGAUGGGUGUCCGUGUUGUCAAGAAUAAUGGCAUCUUAGGGCUUUACAAUGGAUUGUCUGCAUCAGUCUGUCGACAGCUGACAUACUCCAUGACGAGAUUCGCCAUCUAUGAGACUGUCAAGAAACAGCUGACCAAGGAUGGUGGAGUUAUGCCUUUUUACCAAAAAGUGGGCGUGGCAGCCAUAGCCGGAGCCUCAGGAGGGUUCGUCGGCACCCCUGCUGAUUUGGUCAAUGUCAGAAUGCAGAAUGAUAUCAAGUUGCCAAAAGAAGAACGAAGAAACUACAAGCACGCCAUUGAUGGCAUUUACAGGGUUGUGCGCUAUGAAGGCCCCACAAAGGCAUUCAAUGGGGCUACAAUGGCUAGUUCACGAGCUGUCCUUGUCACUGUUGGUCAGUUGGCUUGCUAUGACCAGUUGAAAGCCAUGUUACUGACUUCAGGAUUUUUUGUCGAUAACAUGAACCUUCAUUUGACAUCCAGCACUUUAGCCGGUAUGAUAGCAACUUUACUUACCCAGCCACUAGAUGUGAUGAAGACACGAAUGAUGAAUGCACCACCAGGGACGUAUAAGAGUAUCAUGUCAUGUGCUGUUGAAAUUGGCAAAAACGGACCUAUGGGGUUUUUCAAGGGUUUUGUGCCGGCCUUCGUGAGACUGGGACCCCACACCGUGCUAACUUUUCUCUUCUUUGAGCAAAUCCGUCAAAACAUGGGAGAUGAUCCAGUCUCAUAGGGCAGAGAAUCUGGAUCCUUGUUGAACAAUACCCUCUUUUGUUACGUGGUGCCUUUUACUUGGAUUGAAGAUUAUGCUUGAAGCAGCAGAUCUGUUAGAGUCUGCUUUAGGCAUACAUCUGCCAUCCUUAUGUCAUUGGGUAACAUCGAUGGUCUUUGGCACAAUCAUCAAAGUCUGCAAAGUUUUUUUUUACACCAGAAAAACUGGCAAAUACAAUUUAAAUCAUUUUGAAUCAACCCCCAAAAAAAUCUGACUUUAGAACCAGCUGAAAUACUUACACUUACAAUGUUCUUGAGAUCAGAGAAUUUCUCUUUAUAAUCUGUUUAUAUACACUGUGAGUGCCAAACAUUUGUUCUCGCAAACUUUACUUUUUAAGAGUUUGGUGGAUUGUGCCUGAGCCCAGUAAAAUUCUUGUUUCAAGCCAGUUUGUUGUUCAUUUCUUACUGCAUUUAAGAGUUAUUAGCUUUGGAUAUGAUCUCAAAAAUAAUUGCCUUUAUUUUAAAGAUUUUUCAAGUUUCCAUCACAUUCCGAUGUGGGUAUAGACAAGUCUGUGCUGCUGGCAUGCACAAUUAUAUACUUUGCAAGAAAUCCUACUUCAUUACCAAGUCUCACACCGACUCCAACAUGGUAUUCUCAAGCUCAUUUUCGCCCUUUCUUUGAUUGUAUAAAGGAAGAACAUUCUGUCCUUCUCAUGGGUGUCAUAAAUCACUUUGUCACUUAGUUUUAAUAUGAAAAAAAUGAUGGCAUUGAGAUUUGUACGUGCAGCAGUGAUGAGUAAAAAAAAGCUCACUUUUGACAAUAAAAUUGAUGUGGUGAUUGAUGUUGAAGAGGGAUACCGGUACUGUGUUAUAGUGGGGAAUGAAAGUGUGUGAAAAUUUAUGUCUCUGUUUGUAUAUUUCAGUUUGUGUAUGGUGACUUAUUGAUAGAAUAAGAAAAAGAGGCCUAUGGGCUUUGAAAGAGUUGGUAGCAGUAAAAAACAGCAGUUACUAGGCGCUUUCUUUGAAAGAAACUAGUUAAUAUGAAAUAAGACUGUCAUGUGUCUUGUAGAAGUUUGGAAGGAGGGCCCCUGAUGAUUUUGAUGCCGUGGUCAUAAUGGGCCUAAUUUACAUCAAUCAUUGUGCAUGCCAGCAUAGAUUUUGUUUUUAUUGAAGUGACGCUAACCUGGGCCUGUUGAAAAAUUUGUGAGUUUUUGCAUAUAUUUAUGACUGCUGUAUACAGAUAAUCUAAAUCUUUUUUUUUACACUUUUGACUUCAACAAUACAUCUAAUGGAAUGAAUUCACAUGAGUUGUAGUUUGGCAGUCUUCUCAAUUGCUUGGAAUUUUGUUUUAGAAUUCCUGAGUUGUGACCAAAGGUGUGGCUGAAUAAGUGUGAAAAUGUAAUUCUGUGAUACUUCGGGAAAGAGAUAUGUAUCCUUUUUCCCUUCUGCAUAGUAUUAAAACAGAUGAAUUGGCAUGAGUUACACUAGUCUAAUAGUGUUGGCAGCUUUAUUCAUAUGAUUUAGACUGCUUGUACUCUGUGGUAAAUCUUAUGAUUAUAGAAAUAUAAUGUAGUGUAGUCUGUAGUGUUUUGUGUUGGUGCUCUCCCCCCUCCCAGUUUUUAUAAUAAGCAGAGAAAAUCUCUUGGUUGCAGGUCUCAAGGCUAAAAAUAAAGCCCUCCCCCUUAGUCUUUGGUUUUCCUCUGUUGAUUCUUGUUUUGUUUAUUUGCAAAAGCCAGUUCAUCAUCUUUGCAAUAUGUACACCAUAUAUUGCUUCUUUCAAAAUACACUGUUAUACUUUACAGUAAUAUUAUCUUUUCAAAUCUUUAUUUUUACACCAUGUCUAUCACUUUUCUGUUACUUCACAUCCAUCAAGAGGAACAUUUUUUUACACAUGUCACAGCAAAUGUGUGAAAAUGUUUCUUUUUUCAAUGGUGCGAUACUCUAAUAGUUUUUAAAGACCCUGCAUUGUUGUAUGCAUUUAAGUUUCCCUGUGUCAUGAGUGUUUGAUUUGUUGAUUUUGCUUUUUUUUCCCCCCUAAAAAUGGCAAACAUGUUCCUGCAAUAAUGUGCAAAUAUUACGUUUAAUAAAGUUAUUACAGAUUUUUAA
Aplysia californica (California sea hare) is the source of this 3393-nucleotide messenger RNA. Its product is annotated as mitochondrial dicarboxylate carrier. Gene Ontology annotation, biological process: oxaloacetate transport; phosphate ion transmembrane transport; thiosulfate transport. NCBI's taxonomy places the organism in Eukaryota, Metazoa, Mollusca, Gastropoda, Aplysiida, Aplysiidae. The transcript has 9 exons. Gene Ontology annotation, molecular function: antiporter activity; thiosulfate transmembrane transporter activity; succinate transmembrane transporter activity. The record is from RefSeq and is a predicted model, not a curated record. The coding region runs from base 437 to 1309 and encodes 290 amino acids.